ACUAGAUACAUCGAGCAUACAUGUGUUGUGUAGGAGUAUAUAACAGGGUGCAGGUAAAUCACACAAAUUACAACACGCAAAUUGAACCUGCCAUUGCACAUUGCGUGGGAUCAUUUACACACACGUCUCCUCCACAGUUAGCGAUGGCAUGUCCCAAGCCAUUCCACUUGCUGCUUCUGCUCCUGCAACUCCAGCUCAUCGCCGUGAACUUGCUUCACCGUCCGGAGGCUGCGUUCACUGAUCACACCCCGGCGUCGCCGGAGUGUCUGCCGGACCAGGCGUCAGCGCUGCUCCGGCUGAAACGGUCCUUCUCCGCCACAAAUCACUCCACCAUCGCCUUCCGUUCAUGGAAGGCCGGCACGGACUGCUUCCGCUGGGAAGGCGUCCGAUGUCAUGGCUCCACCGGCUGCGUCUCCUCGCUUGACUUGGGUGAUCGCGGCUUGGAGAGUCCCAACCUCGAUCUCUCGUUGUUCGAGCUAACCUCGCUCAGGUAUCUCAACCUGGCCGGAAACGACUUUCGUAUGUCCGAGAUACCAUCCAUCGGGUUUGAGCGGCUCACCAAGCUCACCCACCUCAACCUCUCAGCCACCAACUUCUCAGGCCAGGUGCCACGCAGCAUAGGCCGCCUCACCAACCUCGUCUCCCUCGACCUUUCCUUCCGCUUCGAACCAUCAAUUGGGCCUUUCCACGUCGAUGGCAAGUUUCACGCCGACAUAACUCGCCAAGGGCAGCUCACACUCCCAAACUUAACAGCCAUACUUGCAAACAUGGGUGGUCUGAGGGAGCUCCAUCUUGGCUUCGUGGAUCUCUCCAGUCAAGGGGGUGAGUGGUGCACUGCUUUGGCCAGGUACACUUUGAAUCUCCGUGUUCUUAGCAUGCCAUACUGUGAACUCACCGGCCCAAUUUGUGGACCAAUUGCCGGUUUACAGUCUUUGUCAGUGAUUGACUUGCAAGUUGCAACACAAUCAUUUGACCGGUCCAUUUCCGGAGCUCUUUGCUGAAUACUCUUC
Molecule: messenger RNA, 1010 nt
Organism: Triticum dicoccoides
Lineage: Eukaryota; Viridiplantae; Streptophyta; Magnoliopsida; Poales; Poaceae
Product: receptor-like protein 7
Exons: 1
Coding region: 21-1001 (326 amino acids)
Molecular function (GO): protein binding
Source: RefSeq, a predicted model, not a curated record